AUGCUCAAUGCUAUAAAAGGAUUAGUUAAUAACCUUUCACCAGAAGAUAAGAAAGGUAUGCUUGAUAUGUUUGGGAUCAAAAUGCCUAAGAAAGCUAAAGACAUUACCAAUAAAUUAGCUCUGGCAAUUAAGAAUCAAGGAGGUACAGGAAGUGUAGCAGAUAUUUUCAAGAAUGCUAAGAGCUUCUAUGAUGACUACAAUGGUAUCAUGAAUGUUCCAGCUUCAAAUUCCCCAGUUGCUUUAGAUCACGAUCAGAGAUCUCAUAAUAGAGCGUUAAUGGAGAUGCAACCAAUAUACUCAGACCCUCCACCAAAGAUUGAUGAGAGCGAAUUAGCAUACAAAGAAAUACAGAAUGCCUUUUACGUUGUUAAGAACAUUAAUGGUCAAAAACUUCCUGAUGAGAAAUGGUUAGACCCAAUAACUAAAGCAGGAGAAAGAUUCAUUAUGUUUAACAUUGACCAAUACAGUCCAAGAGGAAAAGAUUACUUCAACAAGAUGUUUCCAAGAGUUAUGGCAAAGUUCAUUGGACAGAUAGACCUUUUCAAACAGAAGUGGACAUUCUAUUACGACUUUGAUGAGAAGAGAAACAUUUUGCGUCAUUUGAACAUCAAUACAAUGGGAUCAUUAGUUCAUCAGUUACUUAAUGAAGCUCCAAUAGCAGAAGUACAAGAAUUAGCAUCUAAAGUCCUUGAAUCAAACUAUGACUUCUUCCUUUGUAGUAUUCCUUCGUUAAGGAAGAUCGAGAUCUUUGACUAUACAGCUUAUUCAGAUGUUGAUGCUUCUGCUUUGAGAAAAGGAACGUACACACCAUAUAAACUCACAGCUGAAGAACAAGUUAUGUUAGAUACGAUGAGAGCAGCAGGUCAAGAAAAGAUCGCACUCAAGAUCAUCAAACAAAACCAUUCAAAGAAGAGAAACAGGUCACGUAAUGGUCAGCUUUGGACAUGGACAUGCAAAUUACCUAUUAACUUAGAGAGGUAUCAGAUCUUCAACGAACUUAAUGCAGAGACAGCAAAGAAGAUGAUGAAAGAUUCAUGUUUCAUCUACGCUUGUAUUCAAGCUGGUGUUGACGAAGCAACAAUUAAUCAUAUGAGGGAAAUCAUUCGUGUCAAAGAUUUUCCAAUGUCAAAGAUUAAGGUUAUUGCCAAAGAAACAGGAAUAAGGUUCCAUGUCAUCAAAUACAACGAGAAGUAUUCAAAUCAUUCAUAUACUUAUGAACCAGAUGAAGAACCAAAGAUGACAGUAGAACUUUUAUUAAUGUAUGACCACUACAUGUUGAACGAAAAGCUUCCAAUAAGUUCAAUGUUCAUCAAGAACUAUGAAGAUGUUUGUAAGUUGUGCAAGGAUUGGACUUUAGAGAAGAAGAUGUUAGUUAACAGAAGAUAUGAAACAAGGUAUGCAAUUAACUCAAAGUUAGUUACACCACUUGCAAAAGUCAUUGAACUCUUGUUUGCUAACAAUUAUUUCGAACCAAUUAGAACAGGAGAACUUUGCACAUACUUCACAACGAUGUAUAAUGAGAACCUUGAAGAAAUGAUUGACCUCACAUACAAUGAGCGUUAUUGCGCAAGGAUGAAGAAAGAUUGGAGUUCAGAGACGAAGAAAGACAUGAAGUUCCCAAGAGAACAUGUUUUCUUUGCUGACUUCGAAGCAUCAACUGAUGGAAACAUUCACAAAGCAUACAACAUUUGUUUCAUGGAAGAUGACGAUGAUGGUUAUACAUCAAUUUGGGGAAGUGACUGUGCGUCAAAAUUCCUCGAAGCUUUACCAGAUAAGAGUUUAGUUUAUUUCCACAACUUAUCGUACGAUGUCACUUUUCUCAUGUCUCAGUUAGAAGAGAUUACAGGAACUCCAAUCAUCAAAGGUUCACAAACGAUGCAGAUACAAGGAAAGUACAAAGGAAAACUUCUCUGCUUCAAAGACUCUUAUGCAAUCAUCUCAACUAAGUUGGAAAGAUUCCCUGAAAUGUUUCACCUCACUAGUGGUGAAAAAGAAGUUUUCCCAUAUAAUUACUACACGGAAGAGUUAGUUAAUACAACUAAAGUUGGUAACAUCGAUGAUGCCAUGAAUCAUGUCAAAGAUAUUGAAGCUUUUAAUGAGAACAUUGAGAAGAUUGAAGAUUGCAAGAUUGA
Messenger RNA from Trichomonas vaginalis G3, 2132 nucleotides. Its product is annotated as organellar and viral DNA polymerase type B. The annotation marks the transcript as partial. The transcript has a single exon. Lineage: Eukaryota; Parabasalia; Trichomonadida; Trichomonadidae. Gene Ontology annotation, molecular function: nucleic acid binding. The record is from RefSeq and is a predicted model, not a curated record.